UGGCAGACAUAAAAGCUGUUGUGACUGGAAAAGACUGCCCUCACAUGAAGGAGAAAGGAGCUCUUAAACAAAACAAGGAGGUGCUAGAGCUUGCUUUCUCUAUAUUGUAUGACUCGAGUGGCCAGUUGAAUUUCAUUGCUCCAGACAAGCAUGAGUAUUGUGUAUGGACCGAUGGGCUGAAUGCCCUCCUUGGGAAGGAUAUGUUGAGUGAUCUAACGCGGAAUGACUUAGACACGCUGCUCAGCAUGGAGAUAAAGCUACGCCUCCUUGACUUGGAAAACAUACAGAUCCCUGAUGCUCCCCCACCUAUCCCAAAGGAGCCCAGCAACUACGACUUUGUUUAUGACUGUAACUGAGGCUGCCACUGAAACUCGCUUCAAAACUGGAAAUACUAUAACUGGAGAGAUAUUUAAAAAAAAAAAAAAAAAGGAAGAGCACGAGGGGAAAAAAAAGCCACUUGUGCACCUUGGAUUUUGGCUUUGGGGAGGGGUGUAGAAACACUUGCAUUCCUUCCUGUUCCCUGCAUCCCUUCCUUCCCCAUUCACAUCUUCCCAAUUGCUCAUCCAAAUCCACAUUGCUUUAAUUAACUUGUAAUUGCAGGCCAUCGGCCUUGCUUAAGGCAAAGAACUGCCACUGAGAAGCACCCUCCCGAGGACCUUUUUUACGUUUUUAAUACUGGAAUAGACAUUCGUAACUAAAGGACGAUGUUACCAAACUGCAUUGCCUGUGACACCCACUUGGCAGGGCAGAGGCUUUAACUGGAAGGAGGAGGGAGGUGGGGAGCGGAAGCAGCCGCUGUAAGCAGAAGAUUUCCCCAGGCACUCCCCAGAGUCUGCUCACAACCGAAUCCAGCGCGAUGACAAAAGUCGUUAACUGCUUCCCAGUGCUUGCACCACUCGUCACUGUCAUUACUCUUGCCAUUGUCAUCUUGACUCUUGCCACCGGCCUUCACCCAACUGAUUGGCUCCCAGGGCAGAAAGUCUGCAGGUUUUUGCUGUACCAUACGCUGCGAUGCUGCAACAGCUUUUAACUUCUUUUCCUUAUGGCUCUAAGAUAGCCCCACACUGGCAGACCACCCGCAAAAACUGUGUACGAAGCCACUAGUGCGUCCCGUCCCCGUAGCGUUCCCUAAGCCUCAGUUGCCUCUAAAAUUGGCUUGUUGCUCUUCAGAGUUAUUUUUAUUUUCUUGGUCCAAAGUUCAACAGUUAUUUCCACAAAUUAAUCACGACUGCCAAACAUCCAGGUUUGUGUUGUUGUCAUUGCUAUGGUGUUAGGAAUUCGCAAGGGAUGUUUUUUUCUUUUUGUACGGGUUCUAAUUUUUUUAAUUUUAUUUUGCCAAACAAAUAUAUUUAAUGAAAACUAAUUUCAUUGUGAGUACUUUUGGGGGACGAUAUUUUUACUUAAUUUCCAUUUGGAACAUUCUCCCUGAAGGGGCUCCCCGGAAGGAAAAAAAAAAAAAAAAAAUUUCCCUUCAACUUCGCUGUUGAAUAAAAAUCUGAGUUGUGAUGA
Molecule: messenger RNA, 1509 nt
Organism: Eurypyga helias (sunbittern)
Lineage: Eukaryota; Metazoa; Chordata; Aves; Eurypygiformes; Eurypygidae
Product: engulfment and cell motility protein 1-like
Exons: 3
Coding region: 45-356 (103 amino acids)
Source: RefSeq, a predicted model, not a curated record